UCUGGGGAGACUGGAUAUAGUGAAUGCAGGGUCCGGGAGAGAGCGGAUAUAGUGAAUGCAGGGUCCGGGGAGAGCGGAUAUAGUGAAUGCAGGGUCCCGGGAGACCAGAUAUAGUGAAUGCAGGGUCCGGGGAGAGCGGAUAUAGUGAAUGCAGGGUCCGGGGAGAGCGAAUAUAGUGAAUGCAGGGUCCGGGGAGACCAGAUAUAGUGAAUGCAGGGUCCGGGGAGACCAGAUAUAGUGAAUGCAGGGUCCGGGGAGAGCGGAUAUAGUGAAUGCAGGGGUCCGGGGAGAGCGGAUAUAGUGAAUGCAGGGUCCGGGGAGACCAGAUAUAGUGAAUGCAGGGUCCGGGGAGAGCGGAUAUAGUGAAUGCA
Molecule: messenger RNA, 371 nt
Organism: Staurois parvus
Lineage: Eukaryota; Metazoa; Chordata; Amphibia; Anura; Ranidae
Source: the annotation of a GenBank genome assembly